CUUCCAGAGGAAUUCCAAAGCUUUGUUGGAAAGCUGCCAACGCAUUAUGCCGUAAACACAUCUGUUGUGGAACACUUAUGGAGGACAGAUGCCAGCCUACUCCAGCGCUACAGGCAACUGGAGACCAGCAGCCAGCAGCUCUUCACCAAAGCUCAACGCACUGUCAACAAGCUCUUCAGACUUAGCAAAAGGUGCCGUCAACAGCCCAAAAUCAUCCUGCAGAGGCCGAGGUCUGCGCACUUCUGGUUGAGCUACACCCUCUCCAUCUUGUACUGCAGUGAGAACAACCAAGUGGGUGUCUACAACGACGAGAGUCGCAGAUGCUCCUGCCCCUAUAGUCAUCCGCCAUGCCAAGGUCUCAUCCCGUGCUCCAUCGGCGACGGACCCCGCUGUUCGUCUUGCUCCGCUGAGAAUCGCACGCGAUGCUCCAGCUGCAAUCCCGGCUUCAACCUGAACCAGGGGACCUGCAGGCACGCGGUGCCCGAUCCUACGGACCCUUACUUGGGUCUGGAAAGUGACCAAGACUUGCACGACCUGGAGCUCCGCUACCUUCUUCAGAGGCGCGAUCCGCGCAUCACUCUGCAUGCCGUGUUCGUAAGCAACGACGUGCGGAUAAACACGUGGUUUGACCCGUCGUGGAGGAAGCGGAUGCUCCUGACCCUGAAGAGCAACCGGGUCAAGUCAAAUCGAGUUCACAUGCUCCUUGGAGUCGUCUUGCAGUUUUGCCUCACCAGGAACAGCACCCUCGAGCCAGCUUUUUCGCUCUUUGUGAACCCCUUCGGAGGCAGCCAUUCAGAGAGCUGGACAAUGCCGAUAGGCCAACACGGCUAUCCCGACUGGGAGCGGACCAAACUGGACAUUCCCUUGGACUGCUAUAACUGGACGUUGUCUCUCGGAAACAGAUGGAAGAGCUUUUUUGAGACGGUGCAUUUUUACUUGAGGAGCCGAAUCAAGGACGGCACGUCAAUGGGCUCCAAGAACAUUUCGGCGGACGAUGAUCCUCUGGAGGCGACGGAGCCGCCCAACAACGUGGGUUAUAUGAAAGUGAACAGCAUGCAGCUGUUUGGAUACAGCAUGCAUUUUGACCCUGAGGCGAUCCAGGACUUGAUUCUGCAGAUUGACUACCCGUACACUCAGGGAUCACAGGACUCGGCUCUGUUGCAGCUGGUGGAGCUGCGCUACAGGGUAAACCGCCUCUCGCCUCCAGGGGCCACCCACGUGGAUCUUUUUGCCUGUCUGCUCCGCCACAGACUGAAACUCUCCAGUGCAGACGUGACCAGGAUCCUCACUGCCCUGCAGACUUUUAGUGCCGGACAACCAAGCUAUGUGGAGUACGAGGCGAUUAAACUAUGUAGCUAAUGGCUCCCCUUAUUAUGUUUUCUAUUUUCUUGCCGCAUACAGUACGGGCUUGCAUCCUCUUUCAGCUGGAUCCAUUUGUUGUCAAGUGAAUGGUACGUUGUUCAAGGCUUUGUUGUACAUAAGCUGUGUGCAAUUCAAAUCAGUGCUAAUGUCAAUGUAGUUUUAUGAAUAAAAGAUGUUUAAAUCUUGGGUUUCAA
Molecule: messenger RNA, 1556 nt
Organism: Hippocampus comes (tiger tail seahorse)
Lineage: Eukaryota; Metazoa; Chordata; Actinopteri; Syngnathiformes; Syngnathidae
Gene: brinp3b
Product: bone morphogenetic protein/retinoic acid inducible neural-specific 3b
Exons: 2
Biological process (GO): cellular response to retinoic acid; positive regulation of neuron differentiation; nervous system development
Cellular component (GO): dendrite; neuronal cell body; cytoplasm
Source: RefSeq, a predicted model, not a curated record